Molecule: messenger RNA, 747 nt
Organism: Botrytis sinoallii
Lineage: Eukaryota; Fungi; Ascomycota; Leotiomycetes; Helotiales; Sclerotiniaceae
Exons: 5
Coding region: 1-747 (248 amino acids)
Source: RefSeq, a predicted model, not a curated record
AUGAGAACAGUCAGAAGCCAUGCGACUUUCCAGGAACUUUGGAUAAAUGGUGUUGAUCAAGUCGGAAACUGUGUUCGAUUGCCUCCUACCAAUAGUCCUGUCACCGAUUUAACAUCGACUGAUUUGCGGUGUAAUGUCGGAGGCACAGUUGGAGUAUCCGGGGUAUGUUCAGUGGCAGCUGGAGAGAAUGUAACCGUAGAGAUGCAUCAACAACCCGGAGAUCGAUCAUGUGCCAAUGAAGCCAUUGGAGGCGCUCAUUAUGGACCGGUCAUUCUGUACAUGUCCAAGGUCUCGAAUGCGGCGAACGAUACUGGCGCUAGUUCAUGGUUUAAAGUAGACCAAGAGGGAUACGAUGUGUCUCGUCAGUGGUGGGGUUCGGCAUGUUUUCCCCUUUCUCUAACCCAAGUCAAAUCUCUCGGCUUCUUCCUAGCUUGGAAGUACAUAACCAAACAAACCCUAAACGCCAACUGUGGAAAACGUUCUUUUAUCAUUCCAUCAACACUAGCACCCGGUGACUGCUUGCUGCGCGCAGAAGUCAUCGCUUUGCAUGUAGCAAGUUCUGUAGGAGGUGCUCAACUCUACCUGUCUUGUUUUCAACUACGUGUAACUGGGUCUGGCUCAAAGAACCCCACUGGAGUACUAUUCCCAGGGGCAUACUCGGCAACCGACCCGGGGAUUCUGAUCAAUAUUUACCAACCCAUAAAUAAUUACACCAUACCCGGACCAACUACAGUCUUUACUGGCUAG